GUACGUUGCUCAAACUGGUGGCUCGUUCAUUCUCCUUUGGCAGUUGAACAGCAGAGGCGUGAGGGACAGAGCUGGAGCUUUUGGGAGAUGAAUCUAUACAAGAGUUUUGGAAACCUCAUGGAGGUACUGGUACAUGAAGAUCAGACGUAUACUAAGUGGCAUGGAAAUAAUUCUGAAAAGACUUUUGUACCUUGCUCUGACAUGGAAACGAACCUGCGCUCAGAGUCUGUUGACUCCGGAGUGGAAACAGCCAGUUGUUAUUCACCGCACCCUGCGACAUCCUGCUCCGUCUCAACAGAUACUGCAGAAAUGGAUAUUUUCUUGCCACAAAUGAAUGGACCCACCAUGGCAUCAACGUCCCAGUCUCCUGUACUGGCCUCUCCCAUGCCUUCCUCUGCUUCCUCUUCAUCUCCACCCCUGUGUCGCAGCAGAGCUGAGGAAGUUUCGAGCACUUUGCACCAAAAAGUGGAACAAGCUUUGCAGAGGACCAACACUAAACAUCUCACUCUUUCCAGAGAGGCGCUCAUCCGACACCCUCGACCAUCAUCUCUGCCCAAAUGGCACACAAUAGAUAUAGUGAGAUGUCAAAGGUCAGGUAGUUGCAGCUCAAGGAGGGAUAAUUCAUCAGUAGCCAUCAGGCAGACGUCAGAAAGACGACCACUUUCUGUAGAAUGCUACAAGCAGAGAUCUGAGGACUGUGAUGUCCAGGAAAGGCAGGAACUGAGUCCCGGGCUCUGCUACUUGGAGCAGGUUUGUCAAAUGCUGGAAGAAAUUGCCAGACAGCAGAUGCAAAACCAAAGAUUACAGAUGGAGACAGACGCUCUCUUGGAAAAUAAAGACAUACAGAGUGACUCUGCAGCAGUUGAGAAGGAGCCGUCUCCCUGUAAUAGACUUGAACAUCCAGAAGAUUCAGAGAACAUUUCCAAUAAACCCAAGCAGCAGAAAUACCAACAUUUUCGGCGGAGAUCUGUCUCAGACACAACUGUUGCAAUGCUACAUUCAAGAAAGUUGAAUGGAAACUGCAGAGGGCAGCAGCUGAGUACAAAUGACCUGCUAGAGAUGGUAGUGGAAGACUAUAAAAUGGAGGACUUGACAAAGAAAGAGCCAAAUAAAAUUAAGAACUGGAGGUUAAAGGUUGGGUCUUUAAGAAGAAGAGAUGAAUAUGCUGCGUCAGACACAAAAGGCCAACAGAUGCAGUCAUCUGAGAAAAACUCUCUCAGCCGACGGUUGAGCCAGCUGUUCAGGAGGAGAAAGACAGCUCUGCCCGUAUAAAUGGACCACAGUGUUCGUCUGCAUGCUUUGGCAUUUUGGUUUCUGAAGAGGAGACAAUUUCAGCACUGAUACUACUUUCAACAUCACUUCCUAUUGCCUCGUGAUGCAGCAAUCUACUCUAUUUAUUUAUUCACCCGCAAAUGGACUCUAUAUGUAUAGGAUGUAUUUUUUAUACAAUUUCCAAUAUAAUUUUUACCUAAUAUAAGAUUAAACAAAUGAUCGCUUAUCAGGAAUAGAAUAGUUUUUCUUAUUUAUAAGAUGAAAAAAUAACUCUUCAUAAUUUUUUUGCAACUUACAAUGAGGCUUUGAAUGGCUUGUCCAAUGGCUAAUGGCUUGCCUACUAAAGGAUUAUUCAUAUUUUGAGUAGUUACAAAUAUCCAUGUUGUCUAAUUUGAUUUUAAAAAGUAAGUCAUUAGUUAUUCAUCUAAUGUAAUCUAAAUAGCUAAUUUGCUAUUAUAGAAAUCGACUGAUCAUAUAAAGCUGUUUUCACUGACGUUAUGUAGCAUGUUCAUAGUUAGCACUGUUAGCUGUUGUACCAACAAUUAUGUUAAAGAUAAUUUAUAAGGCUGCUGCAUGCACAUUAGUUUCAUGACUGACAUUUAACACCUGUGACAUUGUUGUAAGCUAAUUGUAUUUUUUAUGUUAUCAAAUUCGCCCACUAGUGUAAGAUAGUCAUCUCACUCAUCUUCUCCCGCUUUAUCCGUUACCGGGUCGCGGGGGCAGCAGCCUCAGCAGGGAUGCCCAGACUUC
Molecule: messenger RNA, 2022 nt
Organism: Cololabis saira (Pacific saury)
Lineage: Eukaryota; Metazoa; Chordata; Actinopteri; Beloniformes; Belonidae
Exons: 6
Coding region: 88-1272 (394 amino acids)
Source: RefSeq, a predicted model, not a curated record